ACAGUACAGGGAUGACCAGAGACUGCGGACACAGUACAGGGAUGACCAGAGACUGCGGACACAGUACAGGAGAUGACCAGAGACUGCGGACACAGUACAGGAGAUGACCAGAGACUGCGGACACAGUACAGGAGAUGACCAGAGACUGCGGACACGGUACAGGGAUGACCAGAGACUGCAGACAGUACAGGAGAUGACCAGAGACUGCGGACACAGUACAGGAGAUGACCAGAGACUGCAGACACAGUACAGGAGAUGACCAGAGACUGCGGACAGUACAGGGGAUGACCAGAGACUGCGGACAG
Staurois parvus is the source of this 305-nucleotide messenger RNA. Lineage: Eukaryota; Metazoa; Chordata; Amphibia; Anura; Ranidae. The record is from the annotation of a GenBank genome assembly.